Messenger RNA from Schistosoma guineensis, 1203 nucleotides. NCBI's taxonomy places the organism in Eukaryota, Metazoa, Platyhelminthes, Trematoda, Strigeidida, Schistosomatidae. The record is from the annotation of a GenBank genome assembly.
AUGGUGUCAGAUACUUCAGAAGGUAGAACGAUAUUUAUCAGAAACCUAUCCUUUGAUGUGGAAGAGGAUGCAUUAUACACAUUUUUUUCACAGUUCGGACCCCUAGAAUUUGCGAAAAUAGUUAAAGAUCCAGCAACACAACAUUCCCGAGGUACAGCCUUUGUAAAGUUUGUAAAUGCUGAGGAUGCAUCAAAUGUCUUACAACAAUCUGAUAAACCUGAGAACGCUCAUCAAUUUUCUUUGGAAAACCGAACUUUAAAAAUAACAAUUGCUGUUUCUAGAACAGAGGCACAAAAUCUACGAAAAAGGAAACACGAAGAUGAUGCUUCGGAGGGUCUUAUAGGCCCUGCAGAUGCUGUAAAGCAAAAGGGACGUAAUUUGCAUUUAGCAUCUAUUGGAAUUAUUCGUCCUGGGUCAUCUGAAGCUGAAGGUUUAAGCAAAGAAGAUUUAGCCAGAAGGGAUGCAUUAUUGCGAGAGAAAAAGAAAAAACUAACUGAUCCAAAUUAUUUUAUUAGUGAUGUUCGAUUAUGUCUACGUAAUCUACCCUUACAUGUAUCCGAUGAUGACUUAAAGUCUGCUUGCAUGAAAUUUCUAAAGAAAAGUACAGACCACCGAAUUUUAGAAUGUCGUAUUAUGCGUAAUCUUCAACCAGGCAGACAACAAUAUCGUUCACUUGGCUAUGGAUUUGUUGCAUUUACCAAUCAUGAAAAUGCAUUAAGUGUAUUGUAUGGUUUAAAUAAUAAUCCGAAUGCAUUCCCACCUAGUAAUCGACGACCAAUUGUUGAAUUUUCUUUGGAAAAUAUGAGAGCGUUACAAUUAAAACAGAAAAGAGCAGAAAAAUGUUUGAUGCUUCAGUCUAAAACCAAAGAAUCAUCAUCAUCAUCAACACCACAAUUAUUCACAAAGAAUAUUGAAAGGAAUUCACAAAAGACUAAGUCUAUAUUAACAUCAAAGUCAUCUAAUUCAACAAUAUAUAAAAAGUCUAAAAUGAAUAAUAAUCCUAAUUAUAUUAACAAAUUAAAAAAGAAAUUAUAUUUAUCCAAAAAUAAUACUCAACAAAAAUCAUCAAUUUUACCAAAACAUUUCGGUCCAAAAAAACGUCAUCGUCAUCGUGGACGAUUAGCGGCAGCAGCAGCAGCAGCAGCAUCAAAACCAAAACAAAAGAAAACUCGAAAACAAAAACGUGCAGCUAAAAAUACAUAA